Molecule: messenger RNA, 1287 nt
Organism: Trichoderma aggressivum f. europaeum
Lineage: Eukaryota; Fungi; Ascomycota; Sordariomycetes; Hypocreales; Hypocreaceae
Exons: 2
Coding region: 1-1287 (428 amino acids)
Source: RefSeq, a predicted model, not a curated record
AUGGCAGUCCCAGAGGCUGAGCUUCCCCGGCCUAGCUGGAGGCAAAAGGUGCAAAAGACUUUCACAUCAAACCAGUCAAGCUCUUUUUCAAGAAGCAGAGCGCAGGCAGACGCUUCACGGCCACGGUUACAAAUCUCGGCGCCAUUCGAAUUUCGACAUGUUGAUUCCGGCUCAUUCCAAUUCCCGUUUCCCGCUCAGCGACCAAACCGGCCCUGGGAGAGCCCUUUGACGCCGGACACACCUGAAACUCCCUUUGAACCGCUGCAAUUAAACAUUCCAAGUUCUGGAAAAGAACUGUCGCCAAUGCUUCCAGAUUUCACCUUUCCCAGUGAGAUGACGCCGCCAUCUCUGGUUCAUCUUCCGGGCCGGCCCCACGAUGACCCUUCGUUUCGUCAUGAUAGAAGCCAUUCAUCGACAUCAUUUCAUAUUCCUCGAAAAAAUGUUGCUACUCACUCAGCAUCAAGCAGCCCAGAGGUAUCACCAUUGAACCUCGCUUCCGACAAGCAGACUCGCACCCGGACUUAUGCGCCAUCUGACAUGGAGACGAUUAAAGAACGAGUGGCCUCGGCCAUGAAUGAAGUGGAGGAGCUGCAGAAGAAGAUCAACGACAUCAUCGAGCGACAAAGCCUCUACACUGCGAGCAGACCAUCAACAGCUCACUCAAUGGCCCGUACUCUGCCUGACGCGGCAGAAAUCCCGACUAUUCCUGCGCUGCCACCAGCGGCGCCUUCAUUUGCUGAGCGCCUAAACACAAAGGUGUCGCUGCCCAAUGCUUGGCCCGUGACAGCCUCCAUGCACAUCAGCCAGUUGGAGCAGUACGAGGAGACGCUCAAUAGCACGCAGUUUUCACAGUCGAUGCGAGACGAGCAAUCUUCCCCGUCGCCUCCCCCUCCACUGCCUCUCAGGCUACGACCGCCAACAACACCACCACCACUACGGAAGAAGAAAUCGUUUUCGCGAUUCUCUACUAUGCUGUCUCAGAGGACUUCACGACCAAGAAACCAGAGCCUGGACUCUGUUACGAAUUCUCCGCUUCCUCUCAAGGCAAACGAAGGAUACUACCAGUGCGCAACCCCGCCUAGAAGGCUGGACAGGCGAAGCACCGACACGUUCGAUACGAUGUCUAGUUGGUCGAUGUAUGAUGGAGACCGCAGCGUGCCGACGGCCUGGUCACCGCAGAGCACCCCAUCAAGAAACGAGGAUGACGUUUUCCUUGACAGAAGCGCCACGUUUGGGAAGAAUAGCACCCGGGGGUCGAGUGCGGUGAAUGUCGGUCUCGCCAUGUGA